CUAGAAUCGUAGGUUUAAUAAACAAUGAGUGAAAACCUGUCGACCAUACAUGCCGUUCCAGCAAGUUCUGUGCGUUUGACCACGACCAAGUCAACAAUCACUAAGAAGAAUGCAAAGAAAGGGCUAGGAGCGAAGAAAAGUGGUCUUGGUGCUCAUAAAGUAACCAAAGCUGAUUUUGAAAAACUAGAGAAAACGGCCGAGAUUCUGGAUAGUUCGAAAUCUAAAGUUGAAAAUAAUGAAUCGAUGAAUGAACCAGUUAGCAAGGAAUCGUUACGAUUGGCGUACCGCGACAUUGAAACGAAGGAGAAACAGAACGAUGCUCGUAUAAGUCGGAUGGACGGGAAGCGGAAGGAACAAGCGGAGAGGCUGGGGAUGGGGAUGGGGAGGACCGGCGGUGUUUCACAUUCCUUGAACAUGAUGACGAUCGACCAAACCAACCCGACCACCAAACCUGCCAGGAAAGGGCGCUAUGAGGACAACAACGACACUUUUUACGACGCAUUUUUUUCCUCCCCAAAGAGUAGGUGGGAAAGUGAUCCAGAAGACGAGAUUGCGAGGAAAAAGUUUUCCGGGAGCAGUGUUGACCAAAUGUCAACAUUUUCAACUGGCAACACUGGAUCAAAGUCAGAAUCGGGGAACAACAACAGACCCACGAAACCAACCAUAACGUACGACAGUCAACCCUUACCCAACAAUAUGCGUAACAACAAAUCUGUUUCAUCGGAAAUGUUGUUUGGAACGCAAUCGGAAGCAUCUGAAGGCCAAAGGUUACGAAAGUUCAAGAACUCAACAGCGAUAUCUAGUGAUGAGUUUUACGAUCGACCCCCACAAAGUAACCACGUGCCCGAUGUUUCGGAUAUCAAGGACGGGGUGAAGGAGGGGGUGAAAAGUGUGGCUGGGAAGUUAUCGAGUAUCGCAUCUGGGAUCGCAAGUUCCAUCCAGGAUAGAUAUGGUUAAUGCAGUAGAGUGGGGAGUGGUUGACGUGCCUUCAGCAGUAACAGGCGUUGCAGUUUGUCCCAGUGCAAUAACAAGUUGUGUAGAUAUUCAAUGUUGGAAUAAAAUAUCUGUAACUGA
This is a messenger RNA of Ciona intestinalis (vase tunicate), 1074 nucleotides long. The record is from RefSeq and is a predicted model, not a curated record. NCBI's taxonomy places the organism in Eukaryota, Metazoa, Chordata, Ascidiacea, Phlebobranchia, Cionidae.